CGGCCCCGCGAAUAACCGGGCGGCGACAGCAUGCCCUCUUGGCCAAAUGACUCGAAGUGUCUCUCCCAUAACUGCAGCUGGGAAGAGACGUACAACACCACAAAUAACGCUGAUCACUCUCUGCCUCCCCUGAAUUACUAUUCAAUCCCAGUCCUUACGUUCAUCACCAUUGCCUGCACACUGCUGUUCCUGGUUGGAGUGGCUGGAAACGUCAUGACCAUCCUGGUGGUCAGCAAGUACCGGGACAUGCGCACUACCACUAACCUGUACCUGUGUAGCAUGGCUGUAUCAGACCUACUCAUUUUCCUUUGCAUGCCGCUGGAUCUCUACCGCAUGUGGAAGUAUAGGCCCUGGCGCUUUGGGGACGCACUCUGCAAACUUUUCCUGUUCGUGUCAGAGUCAUCCACAUACUCCACCAUCCUGAGCAUCACUGCACUCUCAGUGGAGCGCUACCUGGCUAUCUGUUUCCCGUUGCGCGCAAAGGCUCUGGUUACCAAAAGGCGUGUGCGCGCCUUAAUCUUUAUCCUUUGGACAGUGUCCCUUUUGAGCGCAGGCCCCGUAUUUGUCCUAGUGGGGGUUGAGAGGGACAGUAUGGAACCACAACAUUUCAACUCUUGGAUGAAUGAGACUGACUUUUUGGAAGCUGCGGACACCCGGGAGUGUAGGAUGACGCAGUACGCUGUAGAAUCAGGCCUGAUGGGGGCCAUGGUGUGGCUGAGCUCAGUUUUUUUCUUCAUGCCAGUUUUUUGUCUGACUGUGCUCUACAGCCUUAUAGGCCGCCGGUUGUGGCAGAGACACAGGGAGACAAACAUGAGCUCCCGUGUGGCUCACAGGGAUAAAAGCAACAGACAGACCAUCAAGAUGCUGGUGGUGGUUGUGCUGGCCUUCGUCCUGUGUUGGUUACCGUUCCACGUAGGUCGAUACCUGCAGUUCCGCUUCUUGGACGCACCAUCUCCACUGCUGUCUGUGCUGUCUGAGUACUGCAACCUAGUGUCAGUGGUUCUCUUCUACCUGAGUGCGGCAAUAAACCCCAUCCUCUACAACACCAUGUCCUGGAAAUACCGGAGCGCAGCAGCGCGCCUCUUCGGCUUGACCGAAAACCAGCCGUCACGGAGCCGCACAGCCAGCACUGUGAAGGGAGACGGUUCGAACGGCUGGACGGAAUCCAUGGCCAGCUUCUGACUGCAUGUCGAUCAAAACUGUCGGUCUGUAGAGUUCUGACUGUUAGACUACUCACCUGAAAGCCAUCACUUCUGUAAAACAAGGGCAAAAAAGAAAGAAAGAAAGAAGGAAAGAAAGAAAGAAAGAAAGAAAGAAAGAAAGAAAGAAAGAAAGAAAGAAAGAAAGAAAGAAAGAAAGAAAGAAAGAAAGAAAGAGGGAAAAUACCCAUGCAAGUUCUCCUCUUUAUUUUGACUCAAAAGGGAUGAACACGCAUCAUUUCAGCAAGUGCCAUACAUUGUCCAUGCAACACAAUCAGUAACAUUUGAGAAACAAGAUGGGAUGCAAAUUCCUACACACCUCUCCGAAGUGCUCAUGCACUCAUGUGCAUAGGCCUACUGUACAUAAACAUCACAGACAUCUACAACUGCCUUAUAUUGAAUUCGCAUUCUGGAUGACAAAGAAAGCACUGUAGAAUUUGUGGCACUGCUCUGUUCUCCUUCAGGGAGGGACAGAGGUGCAGUGUGUGUGUGUUUGUGUGCCUGAGAGAUACAUUAGCACAGUGUGUGUUGUGUAAUGGGGUGUGAUUGAUGUCUCUGUAAACAACUUUUUAACCUAUCAAUGACUUGUAUUAAAACAUUUCCAUUCUGUAGUGAUGCUGCCAACAGGGGUCACUGGGACUGGAGGACAGCAGCGGUUUUUGUAGUGACCGGGAGUUUACAACGUUUUAAAAAUGUAUCAGUCAUUGCUUUUAGCCGCUAUAGUUAUGUGUUAAAUACACACCAUCCAAUUUGAGGCCAUCUCGCUCACUAUACCAAGUUAAUGUCAGUAUCAAAAUAAGGUGCCUCUGAUAGAGUGUCACUUAUUAUCAUCAUUAUUUUUGUAAAGGUCAGUUCUCAUUAUCCAGUGCAUUAAAAAUUGGAAUUUCAGUUCAGUUGAUUUCCUUGAUUUCCAUUUAGGUUUACUGUAUAGAUCUAGUUCACAGCAAACGUCAUCUCAGGGCACUGUUCAGAAAAAGUAAAAAAGUUCAAUAUAAGUCAAAUUAAGUAUAGUCCAAUUUCACCAAAAUGCACAACACUUUAGGAGAUACAAUAAAAAAGUUUUACCAUAUAAAUCACCACUUCAGUGAUGAAACCCCUAAUUGUCUCCGCAUCUUGGGAUCUGUUCAUUCUUGAAACGUUCUUGAUUUAUUAUUGAUGUCAUCAGGUAAAUGGCACUCACCUUAAAAUUCAGUACUGAAACAUUUUUUCACAGCUAAAUAGGAAUAGUAUGCUUCUGGUAAGUCACUUGGCACUCAGAACAUGGAUGUGUUAUUAACAGAAGUCAGUGUGCUUAACCACAACAAGCGUGUUCCUCACUUUUUUUUUAAACACACUGUAUGACUUAUCCUUUCUGAUAAUUCGCUGUGUCUGAUGUAAAAUAUUCAGUAAAUAGCAACGUUGACCAAAAUUAAAUAAUUUUGAAUGUGCUCAACUCAUACCAAAUGUCACAAUUGUGCUCAACGAAACUGCUUUGGAGUCCUUCUGCCUUUAACCUUGUGUAAGAUAGCAAAAUGCUAAACAUAAAAAAAUAUUUGGAAAAGUUUGUCAUCUGUGUGUCAUUUUUUGGACUCAGAGGACCAGUGAACAAUCUGUAAAGAUAAUGUAAAUAGAUGCUUUGCAAGGCUUAACACUCACUAAGUCCAUUUUCUCAUCUGCAAUAGGUUUAAAACAUGGCCUCCUGCAAUGAAGAAUGUAUUUCUGUAAAAAGACAGUUUUUAAAUGAACAUACUGGCAACAGGCUAGACUAUUAAUUGAUCUACUGAAUGUAUAAUAAUUAAAAGUUGUAAAAAAUGAUAAGGUACUAUGUCUUUUUUAAUGUCUGUGCAUCUGCUGGUUAAUGUAU
Melanotaenia boesemani (Boeseman's rainbowfish) is the source of this 3042-nucleotide messenger RNA. RefSeq names its product growth hormone secretagogue receptor a (gene ghsra). The coding region runs from base 31 to 1182 and encodes 383 amino acids. The transcript has 2 exons. Gene Ontology annotation, cellular component: plasma membrane. The record is from RefSeq and is a predicted model, not a curated record. Gene Ontology annotation, molecular function: growth hormone secretagogue receptor activity. Gene Ontology annotation, biological process: G protein-coupled receptor signaling pathway; hormone-mediated signaling pathway. Lineage: Eukaryota; Metazoa; Chordata; Actinopteri; Atheriniformes; Melanotaeniidae.